Rhinocladiella mackenziei CBS 650.93 is the source of this 1761-nucleotide messenger RNA. RefSeq lists its product as uncharacterized. The coding region runs from base 1 to 1761 and encodes 586 amino acids. The record is from RefSeq and is a predicted model, not a curated record. The transcript has 4 exons. Lineage: Eukaryota; Fungi; Ascomycota; Eurotiomycetes; Chaetothyriales; Herpotrichiellaceae.
AUGAGUCCACUUCACAGAACUCUCACCGGUCAAUCGCAUAGUUCUCAUCAUUCGGAUCACUCUACACAGGCAUACUCGACCCUGACGAAAACAACGACCACUGAUCCUCUGGCGGGUACCCUAAACCAUUUGACCCCGGUCCAAGAACAAAAGCUCGAGGAAUUCAAGGACCGCUUGCUGAAAGGAGGAUGGUGGUCACCAGAUGGAGUCAAUGGCAAACCAAGCCACGACGAUGGGACAUUGCUCCGGUAUCUACGAGCUCGGAAGUUCGAUAUCAACGGCGCUAUCGGCCAGUUCACGGACACGGAGAAAUGGCUGAAAGAUCAACAGGUGGAAGAACUCUACGACCACUUUGAUGUAGAGGCUUAUGAAAAGGCGCGCCUUGUGUACCCUCAAUGGACUGGCCACCGCGACAAACGAGGCAUCCCCAUCUACGUCUAUCAGAUCAAAGGCCUGGACAGCAAGACUGUUCACAAAUAUCAGAAGGAAUCGCAGGAAUACAAAGACAGCCUCCCAUAUCACAAGAACCUCUCUACCCCGGCCAAAUUAAUACCUCUGUUCGCCCUGUACCAGAACCUCCUUAACUUCGUCAUGCCCCUCGUCUCGACCCUGGAACGACCUAAUCCAGAAGUACCCGUUACGAAUUCUACAAACAUCGUUGAUAUCUCUGGUGUUGGAUUAACUCAAUUCUGGAACUUGAAAGGUCACAUGCAAGAUGCUAGUAUCCUGGCAACGGCACAUUACCCCGAAACCCUUGACCGGAUAUUUAUAAUCGGCGCUCCCUCAUUCUUCCCCACGGUCUGGGGCUGGAUUAAACGGUGGUUUGAUCCCGUCACUGUCUCCAAAAUCUUCAUCCUGAGCAAAAACGAUGUAAAACCCACCCUGUCGAAGUUCAUGGACACCAAAGAUUUCCCCAAACGAUAUGGCGGUGAACUCGACUGGGAAUGUGGCGAUCUCCCGCAUCUAGAUGACGAAACGCGCGCCGCAUUAGAAAAGGAUGGAAAUAAAGGCUGGGUCCGGGGUCCGUGUCUAUGGCUGGAUGGACAGAGAGUUGCGGUUGGUUCCGAGAACGGGAAACUCAGAAGACCGGACAGCGAUAUUCAGAAGAAAAAACCGAUUGUCUGCGCGGCCGACUACACCGAGGUGCCAGUUCAUCCUGAUCGGAAACUGUCGAUCGUGACCAAGUCGAGUACGACGAAGAUGGCCAAUGGGACAGCCUCGCCACAUCACCAUGCUGCAGAGGCAUCGGCGGCUGCUGUCGCAGACCGAGCAAUAUCAGCCAAGAUCGUAGAAAGCAGGAUGAACCCAGAACAACCACCGACACCGCAAUUAGAACCUCGGCCUAACUCUCGGCGUGAAGAAUCCCAGCAAGAACUCCCGAAUGUCCCGGAAAAGGAAUCAGAACCACCCACCACGACAGAGACCAUCUCUGUUUCCUCUGCAACGCCGCCCACGAUAAUUCCUCAGACGACGAGCACGCAAGAACCAUCCACCGUACAUCCUCACCCUUCCGCCAUCCCUGAGCCUGGUCCAACGCCAUCUCAUAGAGCGGCCAUGACACAAGCCGUGGCAGAAAAGUUGAACGAAGAAUCUGUCACGUCGAACCCCCCGACGGCCAAUGGGCAUGCUGCCCCCGAAGUGGCCAGUGAUCUAACCAGGGGCCUCCCGAUCGAGACGGAGAAAUUGGCCAUUGUGGAGUCGACGAAUGGCGAGAUCGACCGCCCGUUCAUGGAGAGAUUCGUCACUGCCACUGAAGUUUGA